Exaiptasia diaphana is the source of this 3578-nucleotide messenger RNA. Its product is annotated as sodium- and chloride-dependent transporter XTRP3. The record is from RefSeq and is a predicted model, not a curated record. Lineage: Eukaryota; Metazoa; Cnidaria; Anthozoa; Actiniaria; Aiptasiidae. Gene Ontology annotation, biological process: sodium ion transmembrane transport. The transcript has 10 exons. Gene Ontology annotation, cellular component: membrane. Bases 216 to 2546 code for a protein of 776 amino acids.
UCCAUGUUAUCGAACGAAGACAGAUCUAUCAACAGUAACUUUAGAUUAGCCUAGAAGUGUAUAUUACAAAACGAGCGUAAAUGCCUUGAUCUAAGACAAAUAACUAGCCAAGUCAAAAGAUGCUUUCAAGAAAUAUCUUGGCAUUAUUGGUUUGAUUGAUGUCAACAUUGAUUUUGCGUGCCAUUCCAACGAGCUGAUUUCAAGCUGUAAUCAAGAUGCAUUCAAUCCAGGAUCGAGCGAGGUCUUUCAACGCAUUGACGUUUUACCAGCAAUGUGAACCACUMAACGGCGGUUACUCUGGCAUGGCAGUGUCUCAUAAUCAUUUAACUGUAGAAGUAGCGGGUAGACCGGGCGCUCCCCCGAGCCAUUCACAUCAACGSCUCUCUUCAAAUUCAAAUUUUCUUGGCUCGAAUGACUCACGAUUAGAAGUGACAGAACUGUCGGGCUCUGUGAGCCAAAAUGGUUUUAGUAUGGACGAGGAAAGUUAUGAGUCUAAGAAACCGUUUCGACAAGCUCUAAGACGCGAUAAAUGGAAAAAUCGGACUGAAUUUAUUCUUACCCUGAUUGGGUACACAAUUGGUCUUGGUAAUGUUUGGAGAUUUCCGCAUUUGUGCCAUAAAAAUGGCGGAGCUUCGUUUCUUAUACCUUAUGGGAUAAUGUUGGCAAUAGAAGGCAUUCCCCUCUACUACAUGGAACUCUGCAUCGGACAGCGCAUGCGUAAAGGUUCAAUAGGAGUGUGGAAUGAGAUUUCUCCAUACCUGGGUGGAGUAGGAUAUGCAUCUGUGGUGGUGUGCUUUCUAGUUUGUUUGUAUUAUAAUGUGAUUAUCGCCUGGUGCGUGUUUUAUUUUGUACAAUCGUUCCAGUCUCCUUUACCGUGGACGUCAUGUCCAAUGGAAGAGAAAUUUAACGGUAAUUGGACUACAUUAAACACGGUCGAAACGUGUGAUGUCAGUACGCCUACCGAGUAUUUUUGGUAUCACACGACGCUAAAUAUCACGAGUAGCAUUGAACAAACAGGAGGUAUGAACUGGAAGUUAUGGGGCUGCCUGGUAGCGACCUGGGUACUAAUCUGGAUUUGCUUGAUGAAAGGCAUACGAGUGACGGGAAAGAUUGUAUACCUGACAGCCACCUUACCUUUAGUGCUUUUAAUCAUAUUUUUCUUUCGUGGAGUUCACUUAGACGGUUAUCAAGAUGGCCUCAGACUUUUAUUUGUACCUGAGUUUGCUCGUCUAACCGACCCAUUAGUAUGGCUUGACGCAGCCGUACAAAUCUUCUACUCACUAGGGGUGGGCUACGGAUCUCUWAUCGCAUUUUCUAGUUACAAUCCAUUAAAGAACGAUUCAACAAAGGACGCUAUAACGGUGUGUUUCAUCAACUGCGCCGUAUCGAUUUACGCUAGUGUUGUAGUGUUUUGYUUCAUUGGCUUUCAAGCGCAAUAUCGAAUGGACGAUUGCCUUGCGGAAAAGCACGAACAGAUAAUACGKUUAUUGAAUGACAGCGGUCUCUCGCAUCACGGCAUGCCUGAUUGGGAGGACGUUGAUCUUGGGAUUCACAGCGACGUGAUUAUCAAUGCGUCGAAGAUUAUCAAUGAAACGUUGAAAGUGUGUAAUAAGACUCAGUUUCUUGAGAUGUGGAGUGGAGGAACGGGCCUAGCGUUCAUUGUCUUCACUGACGUYAUAACCAAGAUGCCUUACGCGCCUAUAUGGGCGGUAAUGUUCUUUCUGAUGUUAAUAUGCGUUGGUAUCGACACCCAGUUUGGUAUGUUGGAGGGUGUGGUCACUCCUAUUUUGGACAUGAAAAUAUUGCCAAGUUGGAAGAAGAAACAUAUUUCAGGUGCUAUUUCAUUUGUUCUUUGCACCCUYGGUUUCUCAAUGGUAACGUUUGCCGGUCCUUACUGGUUUGAGGUCAUCGAAGCAUACUGUUCUGGUAUUCCCCUGCUGAUUAUCUCACUUGUCGAGUGUAUAGCGAUAUCAUACAUCUAUGGAAUUGAAAGGUUCAGCGAAGACAUUCAGUACAUGACCAACAAGCCACCUCGGUUUAUCUGGAAAUGGUGCUGGAAAGUGAUCUCACCGUUGGCUAUCUUAACUGUCCUUAGUAUGAGUAUAAAAUCRAUGUCAGAAGCRACUCCGUCSUACAGUAUUUGGGACGCUGAAAAGCGGAAAUCUAUAUUGACGCCGUUGCCAGCUUGGGGAGUGUUUAUCGCUAUAAUGCUCACUAUGUCGUCGAUUUUCUUCAUUCCCGCCGUGGCGUUUCUUAAAUACUUUGGAUUCGUUCCUCUUAAGAGCAGUCCACUGCCUGCAGUCGUACUGUCCAAUAACACUGCAGAGUUACAACCUCUUUAUAGAACUUCCUCGCCACGAAGAGAACGCAAAAAAGAACCUAGGCGAGCAAAAGCACUUCGAAGGGACCCCCCUGAUCAUGCGCACAAUCACCGUCMACCAUUCAAUGUUGUAGCCAAUGGCGGCCUUCCAACGGCGGUGACGGCUAACGGGGAAAUAAGUCACGUCAUGAGAAACCAUGGUAACGGUGACGUCAGAUUCCUUUAGGAAAAAUGAAAAUGGAAGAAGCGAGUCAUGUGAUUAGGAACCAUAGUUACCAUGACGUCAUAUCAUUUGAUAGAAUACGAAGAAGUGCAGGAAGAUGGAGUCCAAUGUGAAAGUGUUAUCGCAAGCAAACAAUAUUUUAUUUUUCUAAACAAGGAAAACAAAUGAUCAAAAUUGACAAUUUGCUUUGUUGCAUUUUGGAGAAAGCCGAUGAAAUGGAGAAAAUAUCGUCUCGGUCACUGGACCUUGGAUCAUGGAAGGUGACAGAAAUAUGCUUCAGAUAAACAAGCUACUUCUUGCUGGAAACGCAGCAARAUUCUACGUAUAAAAAAUGCACGUUAAAACAGCUGCGUGAAAGGAAAUAUUAUCAUGCAUAUAGAGAAAGAAAUUCCUUGCACAAACAUUCGGAAUUAUAUGAAAUACGMAAGCACAGCAAAAGAACWGCGUAAAACGUAGAGUUGUAAACGACCAUAUGGAUUAUAUAGCUGCUACAGAUUACGCAACGACGUAACAGACGCACGUAAAAGUAACAAGAUUGUACAUAACAUACGAAUUUUUUGCGUCAUGACAAACGCAAGGAAGAGCAAAACUGAUAAAAUUCGACGUUUUAUACAAGUGAAAACACACAAGACAUAUAAGAAACCACGUGAUAGACACGUGAUUGGAUAGCCUCAUACUGGUGAUGAGGCAUUUAAAUUUUGAGGAGUUUUCCAGAAAAAAACAGUUUAUCAAGUUUAAACUGGUUCUUAAUAAACAUUUGCACUCCUAGACACAAGUUCGAAAUAGUUUAAGCCAAAUUUUCAAAAAUAUCAUAUUUUAUAUAAUAAUGUUUCUAAAUUCAAUAGAAAUAGUCAAAAUGAUCUUUAUUCCAAGAUCAAAUACCGUAUUYGAAGGAGCGCUGUUCUUCAUAAGAAUAGACCCCGGCAAUUUUCUACAAAAUCGUCGUAAUAUAAAAUUACAUGUAAAAAGUAAAAAAUCUUUACACUCGCCCAUAAACUGUUUGCAUACAAUAAAAAAUAACAWUUUUUUGUACAA